Messenger RNA from Corythoichthys intestinalis (scribbled pipefish), 3338 nucleotides. RefSeq names its product transmembrane protease serine 9-like. The transcript has 14 exons. The record is from RefSeq and is a predicted model, not a curated record. Gene Ontology annotation, biological process: proteolysis. Lineage: Eukaryota; Metazoa; Chordata; Actinopteri; Syngnathiformes; Syngnathidae. The coding region runs from base 40 to 2958 and encodes 972 amino acids. Gene Ontology annotation, molecular function: serine-type endopeptidase activity.
AGCGUGACUUGAAGAGGGGCAUCCUUAUGUUUAGUGGUCAUGGAAGUGUUAAAGCUUACACUGUUGCUGCUGCUGCUAAAAGAAUGCAGAGCGCAACUGAAUGUGUGCGGGAAGGCCCCUCUUAACCCACGCAUUGUAGGUGGGGAUAAAGCCCAAGCGGGCGCAUGGCCCUGGCAGGCCAGCCUGCACAGGAAUGGGUUUCACUUCUGCGGGGGAUCGCUCAUCAACAGUCAGUGGGUGCUGACGGCCGCGCACUGUUUUGAAAGCCUUGGAUAUGUGACAGUGUUUUUGGGUCGUGAGCGCCAGAUAGGUCUCAAUCCCAACGAGGUGCGCAGAGAUAUCCUGAAUUACUACAUCCAUCCCGACUACAACAUUUCAUCUUUCGACAACGACGUGGCACUUUUGCGCUUCUUCCCACCCGUCACCUUCAACGACUUCAUCAGGCCCGUCUGUCUGGCUGCAGCCACGAGCACCUUCUUUACCGGAACUGAAAGCUGGGUCACCGGAUGGGGAAACGUAUAUUACGAAGUUCCUCUGCCAUACCCACAAAACCUGAUGGAGGUUGACGUACCUGUGGUAGGAAACCGCCAAUGUUUUUGUGAGUACAGCGAACUGGUAGAAAUCACCGACAACAUGAUUUGUGCCGGCCUGAAUGAGGGGGGAAAAGGCUCCUGCCAGGGUGAUUCAGGCGGUCCCUUGGUUAGCAAACAAGAGUCCGUGUGGGUCCAGAGCGGGGUGGUGAGCUUUGCUGUUAAAUGCGCCGAGCCCAAGUUCCCAACUGUCUUUGCAAGGGUGUCCCAGUACCAGGAGUGGAUCAGCGACCGAAUCGGUGCCGACGACCUGCCGGGCUUCGUUGCCUUCACAUCAGUGGGCACCGAUCCAGACCAGGAUGUGAGCUGUCCUGGCCUCCCUACCCCUACUAGCCCCCCUUCAAGCCCCACCAUCGCCAAACCCAGCUCCUCUACCAGUCACACUACCACCGCAACAAGCCCUGGCAGCAGCCCCAUAAUAACCAUAACGCCACCCCCACUGUGCGGGAAGGCCCCUCUCGACCCGCGCAUUGUUGGUGGGGACGCGGCCCCCACGGGCGCAUGGCCCUGGCAGGUCAGUCUGCACAUGAAUGGGUUUCACUUCUGCGGGGGAUCGCUCAUCAACAAUCAGUGGGUGCUUUCAGCUGCGCACUGCUUUGGCAGCCCUGGAAUUGUAACAGCGAUUUUGGGUCGUCAGCGCCAGCAGGGUCCCAAUCCUAAUGAGGUGCGCAAACAAGUUGCGAGAAUCGUUGUCCAUCCUGACUACGACGUUUUACCCUUCGACAACGACGUAGCCCUCUUGCUCCUUUCUACGCCUGUCAGCUACACCGAAUUCAUCGGGCCCGUGUGUCUGGCUGAAGCCACGAGCACCUUCUUUACCGGAACCGAAAGCUGGAUCACCGGAUGGGGAGACGUCAAAUUCGGAGAUUCUCUGCCACCCCCACAGGACUUGAUGGAGGUUGACGUACCAGUGGUAGGAAACCGUGAAUGUUAUUGCAACUACAGCGGCGUGAUAAAUAUCACCGACAACAUGAUUUGUGCGGGCCUGAGUGAGGGAGGAAAAGGCGGCUGCCAUGGUGACUCCGGCGGCCCCAUGGUGUGCAAACAAGGGUCCGUGUGGGUCCAGAGCGGGGUGGUGAGCUUUGGAGUACCUUGCUCUGUGCCAGAGUUCCCAACCGUCUUUGCCCGGGUGUCCCAGUACCAGGAGUGGAUUAGUAAUCAAACGGGUGUCGACAACUUGCCGGGCUUUGUCACUUUCACAUCUUCAUGCACCGACCCAGACCGAGAUGUGAGCUGUCCUGGCCUGCCUCCUGCACCCACCCACCCCAUUUGCCCCCCUACCAGCCCCACAACCAAUGCAACAGGCCCACCUACAAGCCCCCCUACUAGUCCCACCACCAAUACCACCAACCCUCCUACAAACCCCCCUACUAGUCCCACCACCAAUGCCACCAACCCUCCUAUAGGUCCCACCACUUCCAACACCUCGCCGCGCCCACUGGUAUUUUGCGGAAACGCUCCUUUGAACUCACGCCUGUCAAGCCCUGGGUCGGCGUCAGCCCAGGAGGGCCUCUGGCCCUGGAUGGCCAGUUUGCACUGGAAUGGAAGUCACGUCUGCAGCGGCACUCUGGUAUCCGAGGCCGCCGUGCUCAGCAGCGCGCAAUGCUUUAACCAUUCUCACAGGUCCAGCACGCCAUCUGAGUGGACUGUCUUCUUGGGUCAUUUGAGGCAAAAUGGCUCCAACAGCUAUGUGACAGAAAUGCACGUGACAAACAUCACUACAAGUACACUGUCCGGUCAAAACGUAGCGGUCCUGCAUUUGGCUACUCAGCCAUCGCUGUCCAACUUUAUCCAACCCAUCUGCAUGGAAAGCGGGCAGACCUUCGCCAUUGGGUCCACCUGCUGGGUCGCCGGAUGGAGCGCGAGCAAUGGAGGAGAAGAGCAAGUCUCGCACGAGGUCAAUACAUCACUGAUUGACUGCGGGGACAGCUCAUCCGCUGAGAACAUUUGUACUGAACCUAUUGGGCUGGACCAGGAAGACAACGGCGGUCCGUUAAUGUGCCAGUUAGAUGGCUUCUGGUACCAAGUGGCGGUGCUGUGGUCCAACAGCAGUGGAAACAUUAGACAAGUGGGACGAGAGGCACAAAUGACAGUUUUCCGCAAACUUAAUAACUAUGAAUCUUUCUUGAGAAUGGAGAUGGGGGACUUUUUGUCACCCAGAGCCCCCACUACUGCUGCCCCCACUACUGCUGCACCCACUACUGUUGCACCUGCUGCACCUGCGACCAACACACCCCUCGCGGUCCCUACUAGCACAGUUGCUGUCCCUGGUGGCUCCUCAGCACCACAUCUCCUCAUGUGGCUUCUAGUGGGUGGCGUAGGUGUGCAUACAACCUUUUUGAUUCAAUUCAAUUUAAGGUGGAACUAAAUACUCAUUUAAUGUAAUGCAUCUCCAGCUUGUUUUCCCUGGUAACUGACUAAUCAUAUUUGCUACAGUAAUUUGUACUAGUGUUGUAAUCUUCAAGACUGGUCUUGACAUAUAAAACCACAAUAUGAGGGUCUUGGUCUUGUCUGCGUCUGAACUCCCAAAAGCUUCGGACCUGUCCUGGUCUCAGACAAGCCAGCGGGGUGGACUCCAGAUUUUAUGUCCAGACCAGCUCUUCAACUUGAUUCAUGUGAUUUUACAGAAAGACACUUGGUAAAAAAAUAACCCAUUCAAUUAUUGUGUGACUAACAUUCCACUACUCCUGUAAAUGACUGUUGUAAUCAUAACGUAACAUUUCUUUUGAAAAAUAAAAUGGGUUUUUA